Messenger RNA from Exophiala dermatitidis NIH/UT8656, 3023 nucleotides. Its product is annotated as molybdenum cofactor biosynthesis protein A. The transcript has 2 exons. Gene Ontology annotation, molecular function: cyclic pyranopterin monophosphate synthase activity; GTP 3',8'-cyclase activity; metal ion binding. Gene Ontology annotation, biological process: Mo-molybdopterin cofactor biosynthetic process. Lineage: Eukaryota; Fungi; Ascomycota; Eurotiomycetes; Chaetothyriales; Herpotrichiellaceae. The record is from RefSeq and is a predicted model, not a curated record. The coding region runs from base 1 to 2844 and encodes 947 amino acids.
AUGGCUGAGGCCUCCUUCAAACAGAUGAUUGCUUCUCUCCUACGUCAAACAAGACCACAAUCCUUUCGCCACGCCAAACCGAGUCGAUAUCCUCAACGACAACUCUCUACUUCUGCGACAUCGUCGCCACAGCCAGCCGAGUCUGAUCGGCCUCAAUGGCAGGCCCAUACUGUGGCAUCCUCUGGAGAACGUCGCACCGAACGAUCGCGUCUGGAGAAACUGCGCGAUGAGACUGACCCACGGCCGUUCUCCUCCUUCCUGACGGAUAACUACUCCAGGCAGCACAACUACUUGCGUAUAUCUGUCACUGAACGCUGCAACCUGCGAUGUCUGUAUUGUAUGCCUGAAGAAGGUGUGCAACUCUCACCAACUGCUCGGCUGCUGACUACCCCGGAGAUUGUCUAUCUGGCGGAGCUAUUUGUCAAUCAAGGUGUGAAUAAGAUCAGAUUGACCGGCGGCGAACCGACGGUACGGAAAGAUAUCGUGGAUUUGAUGCAUCAAAUCGGCCAUCUGAGGAAAUUUGGUCUUAAAGAGUUGUGCAUCACGACGAACGGCAUUUCACUACAUCGCAAACUUGACUCCAUGGUGGAGUCAGGGUUAACCGGUGUCAAUCUGAGCCUGGACACACUUGAUCCUUAUCAGUUUACCAUCAUGACCCGCAGGAACGGGCAUGAUGCGGUUAUGAAGUCGAUCAACCGGAUUUUGGAAAUGAACAAAUUAGGUGCGGGCAUUAAAUUAAAAAUCAAUUGCGUGGUCAUGCGUGGGUUGAACGAGCGGGAAAUAUUGCCUUUUGUCGAACUUGGUCGUGAACAGGAUAUCGAAGUUCGUUUCAUUGAAUACAUGCCCUUUGAUGGGAACAAGUGGUCUGAGAAGAAGAUGAUGAGUUUCGGGGAGAUGCUCGCUCUUAUUCGGCAGAAGUACCCGGACGUGCAGAAAGUCCAGGAUCACAAAAACGACACCAGCAAGACUUACAAGAUCCCCGGCUUCGUCGGCCGUAUUGGAUUCAUCACUAGCAUGACUCACAACUUUUGCGGUACCUGCAACCGACUCAGGAUCACUGGUGACGGUAACCUCAAAGUCUGUCUCUUCGGUAACUCCGAAGUUUCCCUGCGAGACAUACUUCGAGAAUCCAACAACGGCCAGCCCAUUGAUGCCGAGGCCAUGGAAGCGAUUAAACAGCUCGAGUCCGGUCGAAGGACCAUUUCGGAAAAUGGCGCUAAUUUGGUUGUUUCCGAGACCGAGCAGAAAUUGCUUGAUGUCAUUGGUAUGGCGGUGAAGCGAAAGAAGGAAAAGCAUGCAGGAAUUGGCGAGCUUGAAAACAUGAAGAACAGGCCAAUGAUUCUCAUCGAUGAUGGCGUACCUAAAUCUCAAGUGUCAACUUCCUCUGGCAGACCUUCAUUCCCUGCCUCAUCUAUGCAAACCGGCGUAUUCCCGACGUCUGGUAUACCUCUUCACCUCUUGCAUCCAUCGCAGUCGUCUGUUACCUGGUCACAAGUGCGCGGUAUGUCUCAUCUCUCUUCUUCCGCAUCGCCGCCCUCACAGCCCUUGUCGAGUGGUUCGGCGUCCAAGCGACCGGAGCUUCGGCACAACUCGUUUCGUUUUCUUCAAGGGCAGUCGCUUUUCCGAAAGGUACCUUCGAAAAGUCCGAAGAACAUCCCUGCCACUUCAUCGGCCUCGUGGCACGAAAAUCGACAGCGUUCCAGCAGCCGAAACAACAAGGCUGGAAGCGGCCAUUACACUCGCUACUUGACACGAGAUAUCAUCUCACGCCGAACUCCACUUGCACGUCCUGAUCACGCAAAUACCAACUCUCCUUAUUCUACAUCCACUCCUAGCUCAACCUCCCAAUCUGAGCCGGCAGAGGACAAACUUCCCACAUUGACUCAUCUCACCUCGAACGGAGAAGUCCACAUGGUCUCGAUCGCAGGCAAGGUCCCGACGGCGCGAUCUGCCACCGCGACAGCGUUGCUGCUUUUCUCCCGUCCCGAGACGUACAGCACACUCCUUGCGGCGCGGCUGCGCAAGGGGGACGCACUAUCGGUGGCGAGAAUUGCAGGAAUCCAAGCUGCGAAGAAGACGGCAGAUCUGAUCCCUCUCGCACACCCGGGGCUCGGCAUCACUGCCGCCUCCGUCCGUCUGGAGCCGUUUAUGGGCAACAAGCUGCCCUACCCACUGACUCAGAAGUCACUGGGCCUGGCGAACAAGCCCGCCAAGCGUCUGUGUGGCGGCGUCUUGAUCACCGCGACCGUCAGCUGCGAGGGCAAGACCGGCGUCGAGAUGGAAGCCAUCACGGCCGCCUCUGUGGCGGGGCUGACCAUGUACGACAUGCUCAAAGCCGUCGACAAGUCCAUGGUCCUGACCGAGACUCGCGUCGUCGCCAAAUCCGGCGGCAAAUCCGGAGACUGGGCCUGGGAUCACCAGACGAACCAGAUCGUCAAAGCAGACGACCGCGCCGGGCAGGAUGAGAAGGCGCUCGAAAGAGAUUUGGAGGCUCAAGACAGACAUCUCAAGGACAGAGAAAUCCAGGAGAGAAUCAGGGCGCAGCAGGCCGCUGUCGACGGCGAGGGCGGGGAUCUUGAUAGCGGCCCUGGCUCUUCAGGAGAAGAUUCUGAUGCUGAUGCUGAUACUGUACGCCACGCCGUCAAAAGCGGCCCCGUCUCGGCCGAGGACUUUCGCUCCAGCAGAAGGAAACGUCUCGCCCGCAGCCUCGAGGCCAGGCGGUCGCAACAGCGCUCGCAAAAUCCCGAAGCGACACGGCCCCUAGCGGAGGAGCCGCAAGUCCAGUCGACGGCCGCGGGGUCUGAAAUAGGCCCAGAGAAAGCUGAAAAGCCAAUUACUGGCUAGUUCGGAACGUAAGGUCUCGUUUAGGACGUACAGUACUACAUAUGUUAUAUAUCCACAUAAUACUCAAGUACCUAUAUUUCUUCGGGGUCUUGCGCUUAAUGCAACCAUAUCUACAGCGCACACACACGCGUUGAGCCACUACUAGUAUAUCCUUAUCGAACAUUUGGAAAGACGACCAA